This is a messenger RNA of Orbicella faveolata, 1113 nucleotides long. RefSeq lists its product as uncharacterized. The record is from RefSeq and is a predicted model, not a curated record. NCBI's taxonomy places the organism in Eukaryota, Metazoa, Cnidaria, Anthozoa, Scleractinia, Merulinidae.
AUGAAUUCCAGAGAAGACGAAAAGAAGAAGAAGGAAAGUAUUUGCUUUGAUUUGUCGGAAGAAGUGCAGAGAGAACUUUUGACUUCUCUGGAUGAAUCAAGCAGCUUUGACGAAGAUUUGACGAAUGGAAAGGAAAACGAGAAUGAAGUAAGCAGCAGCAGAGGCAGUGUAAAUAGCAACAGCAACAACAACAACAACAGCGCACCGUCAGAGUUGGAGAUCACGGCAGUGUGGUAUAAUUCUAACAAAUGUGGCUAUGACGGGCUUAGCAAGGAAUUACCUUCAAUCAGAGAAAAUACAAAGAAGGAAUUCACUCAUAAUAUCGAACACCUCGAAAACGUCAGUACUACCCAGGCAAAGCAAACUUUCAGAGAAGAUCAGAAACCUUCAAACACGUCUUGCAGCGCUGAUGAGAUUGGUAUCGGCAUUGAUGAGUCAAGAGCUGUCAGGUUUAGAAACAACCUCUUUGUGGAAAACGAGAAUGAAGUAAGCAACAACAGAGGCAGUGUAAAUAGCAACAACAACAACAACAACAACAACAACAACAGCGUACCGUCAGAGUUGGAGAUCACGGCAGUGUGGUAUAAUUCUAACAAAUGUGGCGAUGACGGGCUUAGCAAGGAAUUGCCGUCAAUUAGGGAAAAUAUAAAGAAGGAAUUCACUCAUAAUAUCGAACACCUCGAAAACGUCAGAACAACCCAGGCAAAGCAAGCUUUCAGAGAAGAUCAGAAACCUUCAAACACGUCUUGCAACGCUGAUGAAAUUGGUAUCGGCGUUGAUGAGUCAAGAGUUGUCAGGUUUAGAAACAACCUCUUUGUGGCAGUAGAAGAGUUGCGGAUUCAAAGGACUCUGGACUUGGAAAACGAAGAGAGAAUCAAGACCUUGAUGACUGAAAAGCAUGAACUCGAACGCAGAAAGGAAGAAGAAGUAUCAAAAAACAACGCCUUAGUUCAGCAACACGCACAGCAAGAGAUCGAGAUAAAAAAGCAGCACGAGGACCGCCUGCUACAGUACGAAGAAGAUAAGGCCAAAAUGACCCUGGCGGCAGAAUGUACCGAGAAAGAACUAAAGAUACUGAAGGACGAAGUUAGAGCUCUUCAUGUAAGUACAUGA